AUGCCUGCAUUACUUGCAAUUCCCCGUCGAUCUACUUUUCCCAUCCAAUGGACACCUGCCCUCGUCAAAUACAUUAACUCUGCUUAUGACGAAGAUGGAAACCUCUAUAGCGCUGACGCUCAAGCACUCGAUAACUUGCGCCAACAAGCAAUCACCUCUCCUUCUCUCGAAACCCUCUUCACAUAUUAUUCUCAACUCACCUUUGUCUGCUCACGUUUUCCACUCAACAUCGGGUUGGAGUUUGCAUGGUUGACCGCCUUCCAACCAACCCAGCCACCCGUCGUACACCCAAAUCUCUUUUUUGAAAAGUCCUGCAUUCUAUUCUCGAUCGGUGCUGUUUACAGCCAACUUGGCUGCACAGAGCAGCGACUUUCAUCCGACAGUAUCCGCAAAGCUUGUAGCUAUUUCCAGCAAGCAGCUGGCUGUUUCAAAUAUAUUCAGCGUGAAAUUGUGCCUGACAUGCGGGUAGUUCCCAUGUGCGAUGUGUCACCGGCAGUGCUGGGUACAUUAAUUCAUCUGAUGUUAGCCCAAGCCCAAGAGUGUGUUUGGCAAAAAGCCGUAAUGGAACACCUCAAACAUGGAACCAUCGCACGCCUAGCCAUCAAGGUUGCCGACUUUUAUGAGAGCGUACUGCGCGAAAUGCCCUCUUGUAUUCCUGAAGACUGGCAAACAUACACGCGCAUAAAGGCCUCCUAUUUUGUUGCGGUUGCUCAAUACCACAAAGCAAAUGAAUGUAUCUCACAAGGCAGAUACGGAGAGGAAAUCGGCCGCCUACGAGUAGCAGAAAAAGCCAAUAGAUGUGCCUUGGAUCUUAUUAUAUCAAGCUUCCAGCUUAUCCAGCACGGUGUCAUGCAUGCUGGCUUUGUAAACGAAGUUCGCCAAUUGGAGGAGGUUAUCGAGCAUGAUCUCAUCAGAGCUGAAAAAGAUAACGAUAUUGUUUAUGUUGAAACUGUUCCUGAAGAAGCACAAUUGUCACCUAUCCUACGCUCAGAUAUGGUAAAACCAAUAAUCCCACCUGACCUCCUAGAACCAGCAUACUGGAAAAAACAUCCUGAAGUAGAGAUCCGUCGUCCCCUAUUCCAAGCCCUCGUACCUUUUGCAGUACAUCAAGCAGCCAGUAUGUACAAAGACAAGAAAGACCAAGCUGUCGCUGAAAUCACAGCAUCUUGUGCAAAGCUCUCAGAAGAGGCAACACAAUUGAUGGAGGAAUUCAAUCUACCGUUUUCUAUGGAUGUCAUGGAUGUAACUAUUCUUCCAGUCAAUCUGAUGUCUUGUGCAGAGGAGGUCCAGCAUGAAGGCGGUAUACAGUCCCUUAAGGACAUGCUUGAGAAGAUCCAGGAGCUUUCAAAAAAGAACGUCGACUUUAUAGAAGAAGGCUUCAAUGUACUCGAAGACGAAAAUGAGCAAGAUGAAAUUUUACAACGUCAGUAUGGAUCACUUUGGGCUCGCCCGUCUUCAAAAUCUCUCACAGGCCCCCUUUUGUCUCAGGGAGCUCGGUUCCAUGAUACCAUUCAAGCUGCCCAAAAGGCAGACCGUAUUGUACGAGCAAAGGUUACCAACUGGGGUAAAGCAAUCGAGUUAUUGUCAAGACCAGUUUCAGAGAUCAAAGCCAACCUUCCGUUCACAAAAGACGAUCCUCAUUACCCCCAACUUGAGGUUCUGGUCAAUCAACUAAGAGACGCAGUAGAAAAAAUCCAGACUGCCAAACACGAACACAACAAAAUAUCUCAGGACGCUGAGACCCUUUCGGCUUCGGAUGACAUAUCAGAGCCAUUGUUGGUCAAGGCAGAUGCUUUAACCGGUGGAUCGCCCAUUAUUAAGAUGGAGCCCGAACAGUUUGGAGAUGUAUUUGAAGCCCAACUUGCCAAAUACGCUCCUUUGAAUACCAAACUCCAGAUGUGUGUCAAAGACCACGCUGAGAAUCUUACCCAUCUUCGUGAUCUUUAUGAGCAAUUUUCGCUUGUUGCUCAAGGAAGUCAUCUUGCUGUCAAACGCGAGAAGACUGUCAAGAAUCUUGAGCAAGCGUUCCUUAAAUUUAAAGAAAUCCGAACAAAUCUUGUUGAAGGCAUCAAGUUUUACUCUCAAUAUACCGAUACCCUGUCAAAAUUCAGAGAUAGCUGUACAGAUUAUGCCUUUGCCAGGCGCAUGGAAGCAUCCGAACUAGCAAGGUCAGGUGCCUCUCCGGCAGACAGUCUCUUUCCAUUCUCACGCUGCUCUCUUUUAAUCCAGGGACGCACCAAAGAGACGGUGAAAAUGACGUAG
Molecule: messenger RNA, 2262 nt
Organism: Phycomyces blakesleeanus NRRL 1555(-)
Lineage: Eukaryota; Fungi; Mucoromycota; Mucoromycetes; Mucorales; Phycomycetaceae
Exons: 5
Coding region: 1-2262 (753 amino acids)
Cellular component (GO): endosome
Molecular function (GO): protein binding
Source: RefSeq, a predicted model, not a curated record